Molecule: messenger RNA, 2469 nt
Organism: Cheilinus undulatus (humphead wrasse)
Lineage: Eukaryota; Metazoa; Chordata; Actinopteri; Labriformes; Labridae
Gene: pus7l
Product: pseudouridine synthase 7 like
Exons: 10
Coding region: 204-2276 (690 amino acids)
Biological process (GO): pseudouridine synthesis
Cellular component (GO): nucleus
Molecular function (GO): RNA binding; pseudouridine synthase activity
Source: RefSeq, a predicted model, not a curated record
UUGUGUUUACAAGUGCUCCUAGUAUGCGUACCGCGUGCAAGUGCAGCGAGUUAAUGGGUGGAAAUAUUUCAUUUGCGAUUAUAAUUCCUGCAAAAUAAAGCCAUAUUGAUCCCAUUUGAAUAAUUAAAGGCGAGUUACGGUCUUUGUUUCGGCAGGUAACGUACGAAGUGGAGAAACACUGUUUUGUGAAAGCGGUGCAGUGGAUGACCAUGAAGCAGGAUAAUGAUGCUGCAGACGUCCCUAAAUGCUUCAUAUCAGAUCAUGAAGGUUUUCAGGGGAGCAUCAAAAACUUAAUCAAAGACUUUGUGGUGACUGAGAUCGACAUUAACGGACUGUAUGUAAACACAGAAGCACCUUCAGAGAGAGCAGCCUGUGCCUGCUCUGAUAAAUACAAUGAAACCAGUCCAGAAACCAGUGACUACAAACAUCAGUCACUCUCACAGGACGGUGGUGAUGCAGCUGACUGUAGUGCAGAUGCCAGUAUUCCCAGCCCAUGCAGCUUUGAUUUAAGUGUGAUUUUGGGUCAAGCGGUAAGUGAAGAACUGGAGCAGUUUGUGCUGACACUCAAAAAUGAAAAUACAGCCAAACAGGAUUUUUCCCUAGGCUCUUUCUCUGACAAACACCACAGAGCCAACGUCCACCGUGCCGUCAGACACCGCUUCCCUUUCCUCAUGACCGUCACCAUCCAGCCUGAGAUCAGGGUGAGGGAGGACCCAGACUACAGGGAGCUCUCCCAGCUAGUGACUGAAGAUGAAGCAGAGGACUUCUUUAGGUUCAUAGACGCCAAGGUGAGGGGCUCGUCAUAUACCUUUGGACCUGAUGACAAUAAGGAGCACAGGACGGCCGUACACCACUUCCUGAGCAGAAGGUUUGGGAAACUGGUGGAGACGAAAAGCUUCAACGACCACGGGACGACAGCGAUCACAGUCAGGCUGAGAGAACAGGGGAGGCCGAAGAAGAGGACAAAUGAGGAGCGAAAAGAAGAGGAGAUUUACACUGCAUUCACUCUGUGUAAGGAGAACUUGGAGACUCUUGAGGCCAUCAGCUACAUGGCUGCAGCUCUCGGCGUCCUGCCGUCAGAUUUCACCUAUGCUGGAAUUAAAGACAAGAGAGCGGUCACGUACCAGUCCAUGGUGGUCAAGAAGGUCUCGCCUCAACGGUUGAAAGAGAGGUCUGCAGAGUUUGAGAGGAGAGGCAUGCGCCUGUCUCAGAUCACAUCCGUCAGCGAGCCUCUCAGACUCGGGCGGCUGCAGGGGAAUCAUUUUGACCUGGUGGUCCGAGACCUCAAACCACAUGAGCACAGUGACAUGCACUCCUCUGGUGUAAACACUCAAACUCGCCUGACAGAGCUUGUAAAAGAAGCAGUGGAGAAUGUCAAGGUUAGAGGUUUUGUCAACUACUAUGGUCCACAGAGGUUUGGGACGGUGCAGAGCGUUCAGUCUGACCGGGUCGGGCUGGCUUUACUCAAAGACGAUAUGGUCGGCGCUGUGCGUCUCUUCUUCACUCCAGAGGAGGAGGGAGAUGAUCCUCAGAGUCACGCCAAGAGACACUUCCUACAAACAGAUAACGCUAAGGAGUGUCUGUCCUUGAUGCCCUUGUCGAAGGCCAGGGAGCGACUCAUGCUCCGCGCCUUAAACCGUUACGGUACAGGUCCAGACGGUUGUGCCCAGGCCUGGCUCAGUCUGCCACACAGCACAAGAGUCUUCUACCCACAUGCGUACUGCAGCAGAGUGUGGAACGAGGCGGUGGCACACAGACUGACCACUCUGGGUCACAGAGUCAGGAGAGGAGAUCUGGUCUGGGAGCAAGAAGAACGAAAAAAGCCAGAGGACACAGGAGAAACCAGUUCACCUCAGAUCCAUGUUGUGACACAUCAAGAAGAGCAGGAUGGAGUGUACACACUAGGACAAGUGCUCCUUCCAAUGCCAGGUAACACCAUCAAGUAUCCAGAAAACUCCAUGGGGACCUGGUACCAGGAGAGACUGGCCAGAGACGGACUCACUGACUGUCGCUUCAGAGUCAGCGGUCUCAAGCUAAACCUGCCUGGAUGCUACCGCCCCCUGCUGGCGACUCCACGCAACCUCCGCUACCAGUUAAAUGGACCAGACUGCAAAGAGGAAGGAGAAGCUUCAGGCAGCAGUAGGAGGGAUGGGGAGCUGAAUGGCGCCAUAGUUGAAAGAAAUGAGGAAUCACUCACACUGACCUUAAAAUUUGACCUGGACUCGUCAUGUUAUGCAACUAUCUGCCUCAGAGAGAUCAUGAAGUGUGAUCCCUAAAGGUCAGCGGACAUUUCACUGAAUUAUUUUGUGUGGAAAAGACUCCUUUUGUAAUCUAUGUCCAUGAUGUAUUACCAGUAGGUCUGUUUUUUUUAAGUAUGAUAAAUAAGGAUAAUUUACAAGUAAUAAAUGUGAAAAAAAUCUGAUUGUAAAACAGUCUAAAUAACAUUUUUGUUAUGAUUGAUUAAAAUGA